CUUCUUCUUCAUCUUCCUCAUCCUUGAUCAGUAAAAAAAGUCACCGCCUCUUUCUCUCUUUCCUCUUUCCUCUACUUUGAUUGAUCAAUCAUGCUUCUUCAUUUCUAGUUCCUCUGACUCAUUUCCUCAUUUCCCUCAUAGAUCUUUCCACAAAACCCAUAAUUGGGAAAAAGCUUACAUUUUUCUCAACGGUCUUAGUUAAAAGUUGUCACUUUGUUUGAAGAAACACAAAUAAAGUUUCUCUUUUUACUUCACAAUUUGGUUGUUUCCACUUCAAUUCCAAUCUUGCUUUCUGAUUCAGAUUCUGGGUUUUCUUCAGAAUUCCCAGAGAAGUUGAAAAAUUUCACCUUUUUUUAUCAAAGUUGUGGUCUUUUUUAGAUGAACAUGGACAAGGAAACAGAGCAAACCCUAAAUUACUUACCUUUGGGUCAGAGCGAUCCCUUUGGCAAUGGCAAUGACGGUUCAAUCGGUGAUUUCCUUGGAAGAUACUGCAACCCACAAGAGAUUUCACCGUUAACUCUACAGUCUUUCUCUCUGAAUUCUCAGAUCUCUGAGAAUUUUCCAAUCGCCGGUGGAAUUAGAUUCCCUCCGUAUCCAGGUCAAUUCGGAUCCGAUCGAGAAUUUGGGGUUCUUGGGUCACAACCAACGACGCAAGAGAGUAACAAGAGCUCGUUGUUGGAUCCAGAUUCAGUUUCUGAUCGAGUUCACGCCACGAAAUCUAACUCCAGGAAGAGGAAAUCGAUACCUACUGGUAAUGGCAAGGAGUCUCCAGCUUCUUCAUCUCUUACAGCUUCCAAUUCCAAGGUUUCAGGAGAUAAUGGUGGAUCCAAGGCUGGGAAGAGAAGCAAGCAGGAUGAAGCUCGGAGUAGUAAAAACGGAUUAGAGAAGUGCAAUAGUAAAGGCGAUAAUAAGGACGAUGCUAAGCCUCCUGAGGCGCCUAAAGAUUAUAUUCAUGUUAGAGCUAGAAGGGGGCAGGCAACAGAUAGCCACAGUCUUGCUGAAAGAGCAAGAAGAGAAAAGAUCAGCGAGCGAAUGACGUUACUUCAGGAUUUGGUUCCUGGUUGCAACCGGAUUACAGGGAAAGCUGUCAUGCUUGAUGAAAUUAUAAAUUAUGUGCAGUCCUUGCAGAGACAAGUCGAGUUCUUGUCCAUGAAGCUGGCAACUGUAAAUCCAAGGAUGGAGUUUAAUGCUAAUUCUACUUUAUCCACAGAGAUGAUUCAACCGGGGGAGUCUUUAACGCAGUCUCUUUACGCAAUCGCUUGCUCAGAGCAAAGACUUCCUUCAGCAUACUAUUCCCUUGGCAAGAACAUGCCCAGAUUCUCAGACACACAAUUCCCCUCGAACGAUGGAUUUGUUCAAGCUGAGACACCGGGGUUCUGGGAAAAUAAUGACCUGCAAAGCAUAGUUCAGAUGGGCUUUGGAGAUAUCCAGCAACAGAGCAGCAACAACAACUGUUCUGAGCCAACACUUCAGAUGAAGCUUGAACCAUAGCUCUGAUCAAAGGUGUCUUUAUUAUUAUCUCUCUGUACAUACAGAAAACCAAGUAGUGAUGAGUACGGAGUGAAAUUUAAAUGUUUACUAUCGUUUCUUCUUUGCUUGUGCAUCUGUUGAUUCCUUCUGAACCUAAAGCAAGAAAGCUUCAUAUUAAGUAUGUAAAAAAUUGACAAGAACCUUUCUGGACAUCUCUGUAUUAUUUACAAUUGUUAUGUAUUAUUUUUAUUAUUGCUCAGCUUUGUAAGGAACGGGAAUAAAACUUGUUCACGUCUUA
Molecule: messenger RNA, 1768 nt
Organism: Capsella rubella
Lineage: Eukaryota; Viridiplantae; Streptophyta; Magnoliopsida; Brassicales; Brassicaceae
Product: transcription factor bHLH77
Exons: 7
Coding region: 379-1491 (370 amino acids)
Biological process (GO): regulation of DNA-templated transcription
Cellular component (GO): nucleus
Molecular function (GO): DNA-binding transcription factor activity; protein dimerization activity
Source: RefSeq, a predicted model, not a curated record